Messenger RNA from Triplophysa rosa, 4153 nucleotides. RefSeq names its product NACHT, LRR and PYD domains-containing protein 12-like. Gene Ontology annotation, molecular function: protein binding. The record is from RefSeq and is a predicted model, not a curated record. Bases 375 to 4136 code for a protein of 1253 amino acids. The transcript has 17 exons. Lineage: Eukaryota; Metazoa; Chordata; Actinopteri; Cypriniformes; Nemacheilidae.
CAUGUGACCUGUCCGCUCAUGUGACAUAUCAAAAGGUGUGUGUGCAGUUUCUCUCUCUGAAAACACCGGUUUACAACGUGUUUUGCAACUAGCAUAGCGAUUAGGAGAACUAGCUAGACUUCAAUCGUAUUCGAGGAAAGCGAAAUCUGGGCCACCUCUAUGGAUUAUGCCACAAUCAGAUUAUACAACAAACGGGGCGGGGAGUAUCCGAGCAGCUGCUAAAAUGAAAGUAAACUGUAUUCUCAUCGUGGUGGCUGAAUUUAAAUUCGUAUGAAACAAAUUUUAACGAUAACAGUUGAUUUACAUAAACUUGCUCACUAGAACGUUUCGCUUUCGAGUGCACCCUCUGAUUUACAAUCUAAAGAUCGUCAACCAUGGACAAAGAAGAAGAGGAACAAGAUGGUGACUUGUCUUCGAGAGAGAAUAACAAGCAAAGAUCUGCAUCACCUGUAGCCAGCAGUGUUUCAGUGAAGAGUAACUGGUCUUUAGAUCAUCCUCUGAACUUCAGAGAUAAAGAAAUGGCAUCUGACCAGAAGUCAGAUAGAUCAAGAUCAGUUUCUCCAGUGCACAGCCACCUGACUUUAAAAAGUGACUGGUCUUUAGAUCAUCCACUGAACUUCACAAAUGAAAAAAUGCAACCUAAUGACAGAAAAAGGCAAAGAUCUGCAUCACCAGUAGCCAGCAGUGUUUCAGUGAAGAGUAACUGGUCUUUAGAUCAUCCUCUGAACUUCAGAAAUGAAAAAUUGCAAAACACUGAAAGUGAAAGCCGAAGAUCUGUAUCACCAGGACCCAGCAGUGUAUCAGUGAAGAGUAACUGGUCUUUAGAUCAUCCUCUGAACUUCAGAGAUAAAGGAAUUGCAUCUGACCAGAAAUCUGCAUCACCAGGACCCAGUAGUGUUUCAGUGAAGAGUGACUGGUCUUUAGAUCAUCCGCUGAACUUCAGAAAUGAAAAAACACAAGCUACUGACAGUAAAAGGCAAAGAUCUGCAUCACCAGUAGCCAGCAGUGUUUCAGUGAAGAGUAACUGGUCUUUAGAUCAUCCUCUGAACUUCAGAAAUGAAAAAAUGCAACACACUGACGGUAAGAGGCAAAGUGCAUCACCAGUUGCCAGCAGUGUUUCAGUAAAGAGUGACUGGUCUUUAGAUCAUCCGCUGAACUUCAAAGAUAAAGAAAUUUCAUCUGAACACAAUAAAAGGCAAAGAUCUGCACCACCAGUAGGGAGCAGUGUUUCAGUGAACAGUAACUGGUCUUUAGAUCAUUCACUGAACUUCAAAGAUAGCAAGAUGCAACCUGGACACGGCUAUGGAUCAAAACCAGGUGGUUCCAGCAUCCAUGAGAAAUUCAGACUGAACUUGAACGAAAAGUUUCAGUGUUUGUGUGAGGGAAUAGCAAAACAGGGAAACCCAACACUCCUCAAUGAGAUCUACACUGAGCUCUACAUCACAGAAGGUGGAAGUGGAGAGAUCAAUAAUGAGCACGAGGUGAGACAGAUCGAGACGGUGUUUAGGAAAAGAUUCAAGGAAGAUACACCCAUCAACUGCAACAACAUCUUCAUACCUUUACUCGAACAAGACAAACCCAUCAGAACUGUGCUGACAAAAGGAGUCGCUGGCAUUGGAAAAACAGUCUCUGUGCAGAAGUUCAUUCUGGAUUGGGCUGAGGAGAAAGCGAAUCGAGAUAUACACCUCAUAUUUCCACUGCCUUUCAGAGAGCUCAAUCUGAUGAAGGACCAAAAAGUUAGUCUCAAAGACAUUCUUCAUAUUUUCCUCCCAGAAUCAAAAGAAUUGGACAUAAGCGGUGAUAAAUAUAAAGUGUUGUUCAUCUUUGAUGGUUUGGAUGAGUGUCGUCUGUCUCUGGAUUUUCACAGCAGCGUGAGGUUGCGUGAUGUCAAUGAAUCGGCCUCAGUGGGCGUGAUGCUGACAAACCUCAUCGCGGGGAAUCUGCUUCCCUCCGCUCUCAUCUGGAUCACCUCCAGACCGGCAGCAGCUGAUCUCAUCCCCUCUGAGUGUGUCCAUCGAGUCACAGAGGUACGAGGCUUCACUGACCCACAGAAGGAGGUAUACUUCAGAAAGAGAAUCAAGGAUGGGAGUCUGGCAAACAAAAUCAUCUCGCAUCUAAAGUCAUCGAGGAGUCUGUACAUCAUGUGUCACAUCCCAGUGUUCUGCUGGAUUUCUGCCACUGUUCUCGAGAGAAUGUUGAGUGAAGCUGAGAGUGAUGAAGAGAUCCCCACGACUCUAACUCAAAUGUACACACACUUCCUGAUCAUUCAGACGAAUAUUACAAAUCAGAAAGACUACGAGAAGAAAUUGAAAGAUGAAGACAUGAUUCUUAAACUGGGUAAACUUGCUUUUGAGCAGCUUGAGAAAGGGAAUUUGAUCUUCUAUGAAGAAGAUCUGACGGAGUGUGGCAUUGAUGUGACGGAAGCGUCAGUGUACUCAGGAGUGUGUACUCAGAUCUUCAGAGAAGAAUUCGGGCUUUACCAGGGAACAGUAUACUGCUUUGUUCACUUGAGCAUUCAGGAACAUCUCGCAGCUUUAUAUGUGUACCUCACCUUCCUGAAUAACAACACAAACAUGUUAGUUUCAAAACAACCCAUGUCCUCUCAUGGCUCAAUUUCUGACCUUCUUAAGGAUGCUGUGGAUAAAGCUUUACAAAGUGAAAAAGGACAUCUCGACCUUUUCCUCCGCUUCCUGCUAGGUCUUUCGCUGGAGACCAACCGUAGACUUUUGCACAGCCUGAUGAAACACACAAGAGGCAGCUCUGACAGUAAACCUAAAACAGUUGAAUACAUCAAGAAAAAAGUGAUGGAAAAUCCCACUCCUGAGAAAUCGAUUAAUCUCUUCCACUGUCUGAAUGAAUUGGAUGACCAUUCUUUGGUGGAGGAUAUCCAGCAAUUUCUGAAGUCGGGAAACAUACGAGAACCGAAACUCUCCCCUUCUCAGUGGUCAGCAGUGGCUUUCGUAUUGCUGACCUCAGAACGAGAGCUGGAUGUUUUUGACCUGAGUGAAUAUGAUGCUGGUACACACAGCACAUCAGAGGAAGUUCUGCUGAGGCUUGUGCCUGUAAUUGAAGCAUCCACAAAAGCUUUGUUUUAUUAUUGUCAGCUGACAGAAAAGAGCUGUGAACGUCUGGGAUCUGCUUUAGGUUCAAAGUCCUCAAAUCUUAGAGAGUUGAACCUGAAUGGAAAUAAUAUAGGGGAUUCCGGAGUAAACCUGCUGUCUGCUGGAUUGAAGAGUCCUCAUUGUAAACUGGAGACGCUUAGGCUUGGGAAUUGUCAGCUUACAAGUAAAUGUUGUGCAGCCCUGGCCUCAGCUCUCAGCUCAAAAUCAUCAUGUUUGAGAGAGCUGAACCUGAGUUUUAAUGGGCUUCUAGACUCAGGAGGGAAGCAGCUUUCUGUUGGAUUGGGGAAUCCUAACUGCAAACUGGAGAUAUUGAGGCUCUGGAGAUGUGGCCUGACAGAUGAGGGUUGUGCUGAUCUAGCUUCAGCUCUGAGAUCAAACCCAUCACACCUGAAAAAUCUACAGCUUGACAGGAAUAAACUAAGAGACUCUGGAGUGAAGAUGCUCUCAGGUCUACUCAAGGAUCCUCAAAAUAAGCUGGACACGCUGAGUCUGAUUGGCUGUGAUGUCACUCAUGAAGGCUGCGCUGCUUUGGCUUCAACACUCAAAUUAAGUGCAUCUCACCUUAAAGUGUUGGACCUGUAUGGUAAUUCAAUAGGAGACUCGGGAGUGAGACAACUCACUACUGGACUGGAAAAUCCUCACUGUAAUCUAGAGACUUUGAGGCUUAUGUAUUGUGCUAUGACCGACGUCAGCUGUACAGCUCUGGCGUCAGUUCUGAAAUCACUUGCUUCACAUUUGAGAGAGUUGAAUCUGUCUGGAAAUAAUCUUGGAGAUUUAGGAAUGAAGCUGGUUUCUGUUGGACUGGAGAAUUCUCACUGUAAAGUAGAGAUACUUAAGCUGGAUGAUUGUGGUAUCACAGAUGAAGGUUGUGCUGCUUUGGCUUCAGUUCUAAGGUCAAACCCUUCACACCUGAGAGAACUAAAUCUUGACAGGAAUGAACUGGGUGACAAAGGGUUGAAGUUUCUUUCUGCUGCGCUGGGGUAUCCUCACUGCAAACUCGAAAUAUUGAAGUAAGUCAAUCACCACAUUCU